Messenger RNA from Podospora bellae-mahoneyi, 993 nucleotides. RefSeq lists its product as uncharacterized. Gene Ontology annotation, cellular component: plasma membrane. NCBI's taxonomy places the organism in Eukaryota, Fungi, Ascomycota, Sordariomycetes, Sordariales, Podosporaceae. The record is from RefSeq and is a predicted model, not a curated record. The coding region runs from base 1 to 993 and encodes 330 amino acids. The transcript has 3 exons. Gene Ontology annotation, molecular function: GDP binding; GTP binding; GTPase activity. Gene Ontology annotation, biological process: signal transduction.
AUGGUCGCCUCCUUCGUCUGGACCGCAGAAGAGGCCAGAUACCUCAAAGCCGUCCUCCGCUGGCAAGACGCCCCCUCCUCAGACGACGACGCCACCGCUACCAGACCAAGACAACCCAGAAGGAGACCGCCCCCUCCCCCACAGGCAACUAUACAACUUUCCUCCCAAAACCGCAGGCAACCCCAAGAAAAAGAAGACCACCCACCAUCAGGUGAACUCCGCGUGUUGGUCCUCGGGGCGAAAGGAGCAGGGAAAUCCUCUCUUUUGAGCAGAUUUUCGCAAGGCACAUUCCCUCCCGCCACCCAACCCGCAAGAGCAACAACAACGUCACCAUCAGGGGAGUCCCACUCAGGAAGCUGCCGACAUCCCAUCUUUCUCCUCCCCUCCACAACAGGGGACAGCAAAAAAAAGAAAUACAUCAUCGACGCGCUAGAAUUCCCUUCCAAUCAGUCAUCUUCGAACCCAUUGCUGGAGCAAGCACUGGCCAUCACCGAGGCGGCGGUUGUGGUUUAUGACACGGCAAGCGCCGAUUCUUUCAGGUUGGCGAAAGGGGUGGUGGAAUUCAUCUUGGAGCAUUUCGACCCACUCACACCAUCCCCCAACAAUAGCGCCAACAGGAGGGUUUAUCCAGUGGUGCUGGUGGGGAAUAAAUUUGACAAUGACAAGGAGAGAGAGGUUAGCGAGGAUGAGGGGAGAGAGGCGGCCGGGAAGAUGGGGGUUAGAUGUAUGAUGGAGGUUAGUGCCAGGACGGGAGAAGGGGUACAAGGGGUGUUUGAGACUAUCGGGGCGGAGGUUCUCGCUGCGAAGAGGGCGACAACCACGGCUAGGGAGGUGGGGAGGGAAAUGGUUCAGGGUGGUGGGUAUGAGAAGGCGGGCAACAGGCCCCAACUUGUGAGGCAAGAAGGGAGUGCAGGCGGGAGUAACAAGAAAGGGGGUUUACUGAGAAGGAUGUUCUGGGGGAGGAAACUCCACACGCGGCAGGGAGUUGCUUGA